Elgaria multicarinata webbii is the source of this 2115-nucleotide messenger RNA. RefSeq names its product kelch repeat and BTB domain containing 12 (gene KBTBD12). The record is from RefSeq and is a predicted model, not a curated record. Gene Ontology annotation, molecular function: protein binding. NCBI's taxonomy places the organism in Eukaryota, Metazoa, Chordata, Lepidosauria, Squamata, Anguidae. The transcript has 6 exons. The coding region runs from base 237 to 2096 and encodes 619 amino acids.
AGGCAUAGGAGGCACGGCUUCUCCUUCUGUGUGUUCAGUCCUUGCCUCUCUACCUCUCUGCUCCUCCCAUCUGGUUUUCCAAAGAAGUAAAGAGCCAGACGGAACAACAGACAAGUGGGGGGGAAAGGAACACGAUGAUGAAGGAAAUUAACUCCGAGAGCCCUUGGACAUCCAGAUAGUCAUUUCAAAACACAGCACAGCAGAAAAUCUUAAAAUAACAACACAAAGGUUUUACCAUGGAUUACAAGUCUGAGAGCAAAAGGAAGCAGCAGCAUAGCUUGAAUUUGCUGGAUCAAAUAAAAAGUAUGAAAAAUUUAACGGAAAUGAUUGAUGUGGUUUUAGUAGCCGAAGGUGAAAAGUUCCCUUGCCACAAAUUGAUGCUGGCUGCUUUCAGCCCCUAUUUUAAAGCAAUGUUUACCUGCGGUUUGAUUGAAUGCACACAGAAAGAAGUGGCACUCCAUGACAUGUCAGCAGAAAGUGUGUCCACACUUCUGCACUACAUGUACACCGCUGAGCUGCACCUCACAAAUUGCAAUGUACAGAGUGUGGCCAUCGCUGCAUUUUUCAUGCAGAUGGAAGACGUUUUUAGCAUCUGUCAGGCAUACAUGAUGGGCCACAUGGAUGCUUCCAACUGUGUAGGGAUUUAUUACUUUGCGAAGCACAUUGGGGCUGAAGAAUUGUCUGAUCAAGCCAGGAAGUAUUUGUAUCAACAUUUUGCAGAGGCAAGCCUGCACGAAGAAAUAUUGGAGAUAGAAGUGCAGCAGUUGCUUGGUCUGAUCAGAUCAGAUGAUCUGAAUGUGUCCAGAGAAGAGAGCAUUUUGGACUUGGUCCUCAGGUGGGUUAACCACAGCAGGAAACUGCGUGCGGAUCACCUCCAUGAGCUCUUGAAUCAAGUAAGGCUGGCGCUUGUAAGCCCCUCAUUUCUAGUAGAGGCUCGGAAACGGAACACGGUCCUGCUGAGUAAUUCACUGUGUUACGACAUGAUUGAGGGAGCACUGGAAACGAUCAAGAAAUCCAACCAACCUUCUCUCAGUCUCCGCUACGGCAUGGAGACCACUACUCUUCUGCUUUGUAUCGGAAAUAACUCUCAGGGCAUAAGAUCGAGGCACGGUAACUACGCGGAUGCCAGCUUCUGUUAUGCUCCUGCAACACAAAAGGUUUACUUCAUUUCCUCUCCGAAAUACGGAGAAGGCCUGGGAUGUGUAUGCACCGGUGUGGUUAAUGAGAACAACGACAUCAUUGUGGCAGGAGAGGCAAGUGCUGCCAAAAUGUCAAGACAAAAGUCCAGGAAUAUUGAAAUUUAUAGGUACAACAGUCGGGGAAAUCAGUUUUGGCAGAGUCUAUGUACGGCCCAGUUUCGUGAGCUCUAUGCUCUAGGCACCAUCCAUAAUGACCUCUAUAUCAUAGGAGGUCAAAUGAAACUGAAAAACCAAUAUCAUAUCACAAACAUUGUGGAGAAGUACUCCAUGGAGCAAGAUAAUUGGAGAAACCUGGCUCCUCUCCCGGUGCCAUUAGCCUGCCAUGCUGUGGUAACAAUGAAAAACAGGCUGUAUGUAAUGGGAGGUUGGACACCACAGAUGGAUCUUCCUGACGAUGAGCCUGAUCGAUUAAGCAACAGAAUGUUGCAGUAUGACCCAGGCCAAGACAAAUGGAUGGAGCGCACUCCGAUGAAGUACUCGAAAUACCGCUUCAGCACAGCUGUAGUCAACAAUGAGAUUUAUGUCUUGGGUGGGAUUGGAUGCCUCGGUCGAGACAGAGGGCAAGUACGACAAUGUCUUGAUGCAGUGGAGAUCUAUAACGCUGAUGGGGAUUUCUGGAGAGAUGGGCCGCCCAUGCCUCACUCUCUUCUCUCUUUGAGAACUAACUCUACCUGUGCUGGUGCAGUGGAAGGGAAGCUCUAUAUCUGUGGUGGAUUUCGUGGAGCAGCUCGGCAUGAACUUAUUGCCAAAGAGAUUCUGGAGCUGGACACUUGGGAGAAUCAGUGGAAUGUGGUGGCUGUUAACGUCCUCAUGCAUGACAGCUAUGAUGUCUGCCUUGUUGCUCAACUGAACCCGCGUGAUCUCAUCCCUCCCCCUCCUGAUUUAGCGGAGCAAUAGGUAUGCAGAUUUCUCUAGA